AUGGACAAGUAUGGCGUCAUACAGAAUGCUGAGAAGAAUGACGCUGUCUUCACUGACAGACUUAAGCCAGCCAAUCUUGAGUGCAUCGCGCCGCUCUCGGUGUCAUCCAAUUUCUCUGCAUCGUCCUCACCCGACCAACCGUUUCGGUCCACUCGACUUGGUCCAGAUGUCGACGCACAAUUCUCCCAUCUUCUAACUCUAACUACACUAUUUGCCCCUCGCUUGUUCGAACUACCGCUGGACACCAGUUCGUUUCGUGUUCCAGUCGCGUGUAGACACAUUCGUUAGGCGCGACGACUUGUGGUCGGGUGUUCGCAUUAUAUCGUGCUUUCAUUUUCGUCUAUUUUACAAUGACUCUAUCAUACGUUGAUGGGUUAAGCAAGUCAAGUCGUGUGCGCAACUGCUGCUUGAAUAUCAAUUCUGCAGACGAAGCACCAGUUGAGUCGUUUGGUGUUAUGCGAUAGCUGAACAGAAAUCGUGACAACUUGGUGGCCAACUCCGCUUCCGUCUGCUUGGCAAGUCCGUGCUUUAUUGUCUGGACUGCACUCUCUGCGAGUUCAUUAGAGGCAGCGUGGUUCGGGGCAGUAGUUAAAUGUCUAAUUUUAUUUUUCUCCAUGAAAUCUUUAAAUUCUGCACAAGUAAAGGCCGGACCAUUGUCCGAAACGACCAUUUCAGGUAUCUCAAAAGUAAAAAACGGUUCGCAAGAAUUUCCUAUCGGAAUUGCAUCAAUCCAUUUAAUGUGGGCGUCAAUUACCACCAAAACCAUAUGGCCUUGGAAUGGCCCAAAAUAAUCGACGUGUACCCUCUUCCAGGGCGAGCCGGGCCAGACCCAAGGCUUCACAGGAACCUUCGGUGAGGUCCUCUGUGUUAUUUGGCACACGUGACAUGCUUGCACCACGUUUUCUAUAUCUACGUCAAUUUUGGGCCACCAAACAUAUCUGCGUGCGAGGGCUUUCAUUCUGACUGUUCCAGGAUGGGCAUUUUGCAGGUCUCUGACGAUGGCCCGUCGGUCUUGUGGUGGCAAAACUACACGAUUAUCCCAUAGUAUGCAUCCAUCUUGCAGACUUAACUCGUUCUGCCGGCUGAAGAAUGGUUGAAAAUCAGGAGAGGUAGAGGACGGCCAGUCAGAUUGUAAGGCUCUUUUUACCCGACUUAGAAGAGGUUCUUUCGAUGUUUACUAUCGAAUUUGUUGAGGGGUUACGGGUGCGUUGACUGGGUUCUGCAAAAGAUUUACGGUCUCAAAACAGGUGCUCCGUUAUAAUAAAAUCACUGACACAUUCGAUCUAGAUAAUGAAUUGGCUUGCCAGUUACUUUCUUUUUAAGUAGUGUUUGCUUCUUUACUCUUAUUCAAUAGUCCUAAAUAAGGGGUGGACUCACGCUCUCGCACUUACGUCUUUCUUUCAAAUUCUGUAGAUUGUCGGCUUACUUUUAACAGGCUCAAAUAUACAUUGACAUUUCAAUAUUGCACCUACUUACCGUUGGGCGGAUUUUGACCGCUCCUCAGUACGAAUCACAUAGCUGAGAAGCAAUGAACUUUUUCGUUCGUUUGGUUUAUUUGGUACUUUUUGGGUUCAUCUCUCUAGGUUAGCGUAUUGGCACGCUUGACGGAACCGCAGGUUCACAUGUACUUUGGCUGAAAAUAAUCUGACUAAUUUGGGUGCGAACGGUGUCUAAAGUCUGCCUAAACAUCAACAAGGCAGUCUUUACCUAGUCCAUAAAAUAGAUCUGUUAGAGGCAAACUUAAGAGAUUGUCGAGACUCCCGCCACGCCGACCAAUGUUAGUUGAUUAUCCGUCGCAUAUUUGCAACUAUAGUAGGCCUAGCCUGAGUUCCCGCGUGGCCGCCUCCUGACAGCAGCAUGCAUCAUUGGGGAUAUUUAAGGGUGGGCCGAAAAACGACUGCGAAGGAAAGCAAUUAGUUCUGCCAAACCUUGGUUCGCAAAAACGACAUUGCCGCGAUUGAUCCUUUAACCCUGCGUUCUUCACCCGAUGUUAGGCUACCUCGUUCCGCCCUCCGGAAAACUGGUUCACCUGAAUUAGAUGCCAACGAACCUUCACUUCUAAUUUAAUAUUUUAAACUGUCAUGAGUGGUCGCGAAUAAAUAAAAUUCGCAGUUUUUAGCGUGUAAUGACCGAUACAAUGAGCAUCACAUAAAAUUAGGCAAGCUCACGCGCAUUUAGGUCGAAACUAUCCAUUGACGGUCUAAACAACCGUUCUGGAUACUGCUAUGGCCGCCACAUUAAGUCCUGUUAAAACGCCUUCUUUCGGUUUCUCGGAAGUUUCUCAACGUAUAGACAUGACUGUCUUUGAGUUGCCAGUGCCAGUGGUCCAAUCCUGUGUCGCACCACCCUAUCGUAGAUGGGAGAGAACUUUUUAGGACACGUAACACUCUGGCGCAAUAUGGUCGCUCAGCCUGGAAACUAUAAUUGAUAGGAUCUUCAUUCGUGACCGGCGCAAAUGACACACUCGCCACCGAACUGCCAAAAUUUUACCUCUAAGAUUAUUUUAAUCAGGUAGACAAUGCCCUCGCACGCUGUGGUCCAAAUCGGUCUGUAUCCGGCCUCGACAUGGUGCUACUGCUAGUUGACAUCACGAGUUAUCCGCACUGUUUUGCCAAUAGAAGAAAGUAGUUGUGAGAAGAGAGGGUUAGAAUGGUGCCGCGCAUGUCCUCUUCAUUAUAGUUCGCUCGAAGUUCUCUACUGGACCCUGAAACACUGUUAUUUGUCGCCAUGAAUUCCUUUUAAUUCUUCUUGCACGUUAAGUGAUUAGCGUAUUGCUGUGCAAGCUUAAACACCCCAACUCCCAGAAAAGGCGAUUAAAGGUUAAACCGAUUAGUUUGUCCUUUUUGUAUUGUUACUCCGCGUGUCAUAUCACUUUAUCGCAACUGGUUUGUGCCUUUUUUUAUUCAGCUUGGUCCUCUACCCAAUGCCCCUCUUUAAGCGAAAGAUGCCUCCUGAGUGUCAAAGGAUCCUCGAGAGCAAACUUCAUAUUGUACGUCAGUUUCCUCUUGUUGUUUCUGUGCCAUUGUACAAUAAAGCUCCCCAACUAGAACCGAAAAACGCCUUUAUUUCCUUAAAAAGUAGGAAAAGCAGUCAGAGGAAAUUGUCUUCCUCAAUUAGCGCCGGUAUUAUGCCCUUCUCUCCAUUUUUUAUGUACACUUUGUAAGUGGGUUUGCUGGUUGUGUUAAUUACUCUUGCUUACCAUUGUUACAAUAUAAAAGAUGAUAGCCGACCCAGCUGGAAUAUAAUGGAUAGCUGAAUCAUAAUAAGCAGUCCGGCCAUGCUAUCUCGUUUAUUCAUUUACCCGAAUCCGUCCUUUUGCUAAUGAACUCGGAAAAUUUUAUUAGCGCGAUAUAUUAAUGUUUUCUUUAAUGCCACACGACUGCUAUUCAGAAGAGUUUUUGUGGCUUCCUCUUUGGCUCUAUGCCCACUUUUUCGAAACAGACCGAUAUUGUUUUAAUCAAGGUUUCUCAUCCUAUUUUUAUUUCUAUUUGCAGGCUCGGGAGUCACGGGACUCUGUUUUUGAUCUGUCGGACUGUAAUCUCUCGCAAGUAAGUACUGACCUUGUUGCCUAGCUAACUUUCAUUCCCCUGUCGCGCCAGCUUCCGCGUGGAGUUGAAUCUCAGGUGAGGGUUUUCCAGAAAACAAUACUUAUACUCCACGGCAACUGCCUCCAGCGAAUUUGCAAUUCUGGCAGGCCUGAGGACCUCGUUAACCUUGUUCACCUCGAUUUGCACGCCAAUCAAUUCUCCGAAUUUCCCCCGGAGAUCCUCAUGAUGCACUCGUUGCAGGCAAGUGAUGCCUCCGUUAAUAUUUAUCUCUUCCAGAUCCUAAAUAUGAGUCACAAUAAACUGCGCAGUUUGCCAACUGAGCUGGGAGGCGUGCGGAGUCUAAGAACACUCAAUUUCGAGGGUAUGUUGGCUCUGUCGUUUUCCCUGGAUAAAUUCUUUUCUCAGUAUAUGAUGCCGAUCACAGUAACCUCAGCGCGGUCUUCACCAAUGUGGCGGAGGUUUUCAGCCUUCGAUGUACGGCCCUCGACGACGGCCACACAUCGGAGAUAAGUCUUCGAUCAAUAAGUAUUACAAAUAACAACAAGGGACACUAUAAAUGGCCAUUUUUGGCGUAUUUGCCACCGCCUGUCAGUCAAAACAUAAACCCCAGGCUCUGGACCUGAGACCAUUUAGUCAUUAUGCAAGGUGAUCUACCACUGCGCCACCCCCUGCUUGCCACACACGUGUCUGAUCCUAUUUUGGUUUGAGGAAAAAGCGUGGUUUUCGGGCAGGACUGGUCGAUUUGUCAGAUCAGUGUCCAACCAAACCUGAAGGUAUUAGGACUCUGUGUUCUAUGGCUGCCUGUUCGUCAGACCUGAGAGUCUACUUGCCUCUCGGCCAGUCAUCAACGAAGAUUUUUCCACUAUCAGCUCCAGCUUAGCUGCACAUGGGCUGACAGGUAGACCCCAUACUUCGAGAGUUCUCAUUACCUCAGAGCGUUGACGCGUGGUAUGAUGGCGACACCAGGAGACAAAGUGGACAGUUUUGGUCCCGACCGACUUUUAUUUAUACUUUGGGAUUGAGUUGCCGUACUGACAGCACAGUUACUAGCUAAAGGCCUGAACAUUUGUUUCUCUGAUUUUAUGGUGCUACAUGACAACAGCAAGGGACUCGACUCAUCAAUGAGUCUCCCAGCGUUUAUAUUUGGUUCCUGGCAUAUGAAUACUUACAGUAGGUGUGUUAACUCAUGAAAUAUUAACUGAAAUUCUGAAAUGUGUUUUCGUUUCGAAAAGAUUACUUAAGUAGGGUUUUAAGAUUACUCAUCUUACAACAUAAUUCUACACUCGGGAUGCAGGCUUCUGAAUGAACUUCUUUUCGGCCUCCUGCAAAACCCACACUGUAAAAUGGCUCCCUCCUCAGUUUCUUUACUUCUUUUCUGAUGUAGACAAUUCGUUGUCCAGUCUGCCGGAUUCCCUCGGCGAUCUCAAAAAUCUGCAUGAACUCUAUCUGGCCAAAAAUCCCCUGCAAGCCCUGCCUGUCCGUCUAGGAUGCCUCCGGAAGUUAAAGAAAUUGACCGUUCCCCUCGACUCCCUCUUGACUCCUCAAAGAGGUAGGACGGCAUUGUGCAUUAAAUAGCUUUAACGGCACUCUAACGUCAAGCGAGUGUUUUGUGUCCUUCCCCUGUUAAGAUCACCUCAACACUCCGUCAUGUCGUGUGUACUUUUAUGCUGCUCUCCCGUUAUUCACAUGUUCAGGUCACUAAGGCAAACGUUCUCCUACGCGCCCACGCGCAGACCGUCUUAGUUGUCUGUCGUCCCCAUCCGCCGCGCAGAACGGGGACUGUAUCAGCACUUAUGCUCGUGUAUUCGCGUUUGCAGCAGUCGGCCGGUUUCCCCAACGUAGUUGCACAUACAGCAGCUGCACUGAAGCCGGUAGACAACGGCCGACAUCUCCUGCUUAGGGAUCGGGUCUUUUGGUUAAUCUGAAAUGUGAUUCCGGUUGGAGAGCUUUACUUAAGUGAGGUUAUAAUGCUGGUUCUCAUGCAGCAUAAUCCCAUGACCAUUCAACCACAGCCGGAUACCGACUUUUGAAUGUGCGUCUUUCCGGAUGCGUGCGGAAAUUUUCUCUAGCAAAAAAUGAAUACUUAAGUAGCAUGAUUUUCCGAUUGAUUUUCGAUGCUCUUAUAAAGCAAAGUAUACUAUAUUGAGAACAUUCACAAAAUAAUAUCCCUUCCUGUAAUCACUUUUUUGUCCAAUUAUCUCGUCAAUUUUCUGCGCGAAGAAGGGAUUGCUUUCAAAUUUAAAAAGUUUCUGAGCAAGAGACUUUGGGAAUCGGGAAGUUUGUUCGAAUGGCAUCGUGUCUGUCCGUUUAUUAAUGCUGAUUAUGAAGUAUACAACGUGAUUCAUACCCACUGCUAAAUUGUGCGUGUCAUACACGGUGUUAGUAUUCUUUAGAUUUUUCUUUAUUCAAUGCUAGUUUAUUCGCCGGAAUAGACGCACCCGAGGUCAAAACUGUGUCAGAGGACAGUCGGGAUAACUCGGAUAUUCUUCGUGAUUCUACUGUAAUAAAUAGCUAGAUUAGCGGACCAUAGUGCACUGAACUCACAUCUUGAAGUCGAUUGCGGGUGUGAAAUGGUGAAUAAGGCGGAGAAUAAAUUGAAAAGUAUACGUACAUUCGAGGUGAUUAGACGAGCAGUCAGCAAAUGACACCAAAGUGUGGUGGUCGAUUUAAAAGCGAGCGGCGACAAAGAACAAUGAACAAAGAAGGACGAGGACCGACGAGCGGGGAUGCAGAGACAAUGACAGGGUGGAAUGAGUAAAGUCUGGUUACUAACAAGCGGUUAGUAGCAAAGAAAAACAAGAAUACGCAAUCGACAUCAGGGAUGACACAUACAGUACCCUAGUAAUAGUGCGUAAUUUUUUUAAAAUGGAAAGUGUACAGCCUGAGACGCAAGCGCAACGGCAGGUCGGGUUUGAAGUUUUUCGGGAAUUGGAUCACUUUCCAAAUCUGUAAGAUAUCAGUCCGUCGAGUAAAAAAUUAAAGAAGGCGAAAUUGAAUGCCAAAUCAGUACAAGCGUGUGCAUGCUUUACAUGACAUAUGUGUGGAUUUACCCUGAAGGCUAAAACCGAUGAAAAAAUUCAUGCUGCUUAAGUAUUCUUUCUCUGACGAGUGCGAUAUUUAUAAACGGUAGGUAGGAUGCGCUCCCAAAAACUGACGUCCUGCAGUGACUGAAAUAUAGGAUUAAGCUGCAUGAUAAUCAGUAUUUCAACUUCACAUAAAUUACCCUACCUAUCGUAUACAUUGCCUAAAAAUAGUUGGUCAGUUGUUUUACGUCCCACGCUUCGAAUUUCUUUGUCCGACUGAGUCUUAAUAAACGACUGUGUAGUCAGUCGGGAACACAGGUCGUCAGCAACCCAGUUGAUGUGAAUCGAUCAUUUGUCACGUUGGAGAUGCCAUCUCUCCUUAACUCGGUCGGGCUGACUAACGUCGGCGUCGAAGUGGCCAGCAGAAGAGGUGGAUCGGCGUUGAGAAAGUGGCGCUCGAGCUCAUCUCUGGGUCCCUGGUUUUCCUUGGGAUUAGGAUGUUGACCAAUUCAAAUUGACCUCCUCAGCUGUCCCUGACCGACUAAAAUGGAAGGCGAUCGUUCACAAUGCACUGAACUUACAUCUUUAAGUCGAUCGCGGGUGUGAAAUUGUGAAUACCAUCACGAGUUUAGCCAUUUAGCUCCAGUACAGAUUGACCUUGGAUUUCCUACAGCAGACGAACUACUUUUUACGUCCACCUCAACUGCACUUCCACGAAUAUCUUUUCUCCGCACUUGCAUUGACAGCAUUGCGCGGACCUCUGAAGUACCACUGCUUAUCUUUAUAUAAGAUCUUUUUCAUACCUCUUUGUAGACGUGUGUGAGGGCGGGAUCUCCGCCAUCCUCUCCUUCCUUCGUCGAGGUAAUUUUUUCAUCUGGACCCAAUCAAUUAUUCAUCACCAUUGUUGCCUGUUGUUUCUUGCGUAAAUUUAGUGGUGACCUUGUCAAAACAGGUGUCCUUCACCGCCUGUAGUCUUAUGGUCAUUGGUUGCACGAGCCUCUGCGCCACUGCAGCCAUGUCACUUCCCUAUCUGGGGCAUUUUGUUUUUCAUUCUGACUCUUCAGACUGUCACCUAGUCGAUAAAACUGACAAGGCUAGUUUUCUCCUUACCUGCUUCGCGCAGUAAGUCUCCGUACUUCACUCACUGAUGCAUACUGAAUCGCCAAUCCGCCACCAGGUUAGCUGCAGGUGUUUGGACACAAAAACAGACAACAUCUGGUUUCUUUGGAAGCAGGGUUUGUCCGUCGCCUACCCCUGAGCCCUCUUCUGAUCGCACGCAAAUUGGUUUGGGCUGGUACUGUGACUAAAAGUGCUUUAAAGAGACCUGAAAGGCAGGACUUUGGAACAUUUUUGGAUGAAAGUCGAAUUCAGAUGGACCAGCUUUGCAAGUUGGGGGAUGUUCGUUUUACGAGCUCCGGUAUACCAGUCCAGCUUCCGCGGCCUCUACAAUUCUCGCAAAUGCCCGUACGACUCAGCCAAACGCUGUUGGCCUUUUGAAAACGAAACUUACUUUCUUCACGCAGGUAAAACAAAGAAAGGUAGCAAACCGACGCCGCACUUACUUUACUUUCACCGCGUUUUGAUUUUUUUCAUUAGGCAGGUGAGGCAAUCAGCUGUCCUGUGAGUAUGUUUAUGAACUAACAAGUAUUUGACCCAGAAGAUAAUUGGUAAACUAGCGAAUUCUCGUAUCUUUUAGAUAGAUUUCUGAAUCCCGAGUAGUCUGGGAUGUUUUCAGCCCGCUAAGUUUGAGGAGCCGGUCGGUAACUUAAGUCAAGUUGAUAAAGUUGCGGUCUUUGUGACAACUGUUGUCCUUUUUCCCUGAUGUGGAAAGGAGUGUGGAUAUCGCCUUGUAAAGCCGUUUGCCUUGAUUGUCGUUUGCUCGUCAAUCUCAUUCAAACGAAUCCACCGAUGGGCGCGCCGUCUAUCAGUUCACACCCUAUGGACUCGAUUCGUCAUGUUUUUUUCAGUUCUGAUGUCUUAUGUGCAAGUUGACCCAUUUUCUCUACUGCUGUAUUCCCCUCAGCUGGAAACAUCCCCGACAAAGUUGAAUCGAAGAUUGACGAACCUGAGUCUCGAUCCGCAUCACUGUCAAUUUCAACUUCUGACGAUCCCUUGGACGUAAGUAUACACCAUUGGCCGAUAAAGUGAACCACUUCACCUUAUCUCUGCAUGCUGUCGCUGAGGUAUGCGUUUUAUUUUUUUUCGAUUAUUCCAUGCAUUCGAGAGAGCGAGCCUGACUGGGUGCUCAUUCCUGGUAAUCUGAGAAUUCUCCGAAGAUGCUUUACGGGAUUGAAAUCGGACUUAGAUGGUCAUGGGAGGCAUUUGAUGUCUUGAGGGCUUUUGAACGCUUGAAGAGUGCGGGAUCGAAGAGCCAGUGCGUAUUCGCUGUGUAAAACUGGUUCAGUCUGGCCUGAGCUAUCGGGGAGACAGGUGCAAUCGCUGUAACUCCACGUGGCAUAACGUACGCGGUGGGAAAAGCUGACUACUUAUCCCUCAACCCAGGACAGCUGCUUAAACAUGAUGGAAUCUCUAUCACCACGAACAGUCGAGAUACUCAUCGACAUCCAAGCCCCGACCAGUUUCUCAAUCCUUCUCAGUCUAGGCCGUGACUCAUCAUGGGAAAACUACUGCAGAAAUUCAAACUUAUUGUUUGGGGUGAAUGCACAAUGGCACACAAAAACGCUCGAGGCCCUUGACCGAUCAUUGCGAGAUUUGCAUGGAAACAGCAGACCAUUUGAAGACGCAUUGCUACUGUUUGCAGGAGACUCGGGCAAACACUGCCUGUAAUUCCUCGAUCGACACCAGCCGACGAAAGAAAUGCCUGCCUGACAUACUCCACGUUGUGGCGCCACCUCCAGACGUUAAAAUUUACUACGGAUAUGCGUGUCCGGCUACAAAACGACUGAACAGCUGAGAUAUUCUCACACCCAUUGCUGGCAGUUGGGAACGGAUCGGUGCCGGUUGAUCCGACUUCAGGACGCAUUUCACUACCUCCUACAUCAGGCAGUUUAGUGUCGUCAAAAUAAGAAUAGGUUACAAAGGUACUUCCCAAUAUUCAAACCAAUUAUACGAAUCACGAUUGCCUGAGCGAACGAGAUAUUCUUGCAGCCAAGAACAAAGAAGUCUACCUACAUAACCAUACUAUUCAGUAUAAAGUUCAAGGCGGGGCAGUUCCCAUGCACGUCCGUCGACACUGUUGUGGAAGCAGACGAGGCAGUUAAUUGUAUUACAGAAAUUUUGAAUUCGCUUGAUCUGCCAGGGACGACGGCGCGGUUACUGUAAUUGAAAAUCGGUGUGCCGGUUAUCAUGCCGCGAAAAAUCAGCCAGCCGAAACUUACCAACGGCACGCGACUUGCAGUAAAACCAUUAGUGAACAACGUAUGGGGAGCCAAUAUCUCGACAGGACCUUUUAAAGGAGAGCAUAUCCUUAUCCCUCGCAUUCCUAUGAUUCCAACCGACAUGCCAUUUCGAUUUAGAAUGCUGCAUUUCCCGAUUCGACUGGCGUUUGCAUUCACGAUCAGCAAAGCUCAGGCCCAGUCCUUAGAAUUGUGCGGUUUAGGAUCUGCAAACGGAUUGCUUCUCAAAUAGCCAAUUUUACGUUGCGUGCUCCCGAGUCAGCAAAGCAGACAAUAUUUGUGUCUGCACAGACAACGCAACGGCAAAAAUAUCUUAUACCCACAAUAAUUAUGCAUAUAAACAUAUCAGAAACGUGUCCCCUUCCGCUUUUCUUUCUUUCGCAUUUCGUCAGACUGAGCCACAGCAACGCUUGUCGGGGUCCAGCUAGUACUCCAUAAAAAUGACUACUGAAGUAGCAUGCAUUUUUUUUCAUUGAUUUUCGAUGCCCUUAAAGUUUGGCCAUAUUUUAUUAAAGACACGCAUGAAAAUAUUCAUUCUUUUUCUCGUUCAGUAGAAAAUGGCGUCUUCGUUUAAUUUUGCAUUCGAAGGAAGGGUAUAAUUUAGUUCUAUAAAACUUUUCCAAUUGCCGAAUAAUUUUGAACCCAACCUGCCGUUACAAAUGUAUUCAGGAUUCCCAAACUACAAGCCGUAUAAUUUCCGCGUACGGAAAACCAUGCAGAUCUCUACGGUAAUAAAGGGGGACCAUAUAGGGUUCAUAAAAUUAAGCAGUGGAUUUGAGCCACAUCGUUAACUUUACAAGUCACAUUGGUAAGUGCAGGGACAUGACGUUUUAUGAAGGGCCAUUUCACGGUAUUAAAAAAAUCUCACAAUUAGAAACUUUUUUAAAACCGAAUUAUACCCUCUCUUCGAGUGCAAAAUUGAAAUAAGACGUAAUUUUAAACCGAAUGAGCAAAAGAAUGGAUAUUAUUAUGCAUGUCUUCCAUGAAAUAUAAUUGAAUCUUUAAGGGCAUCGAAAAUCAAUGGAAAAAUGCAUGCUAGAUAAGCAGUUAUUCUUUACGGAGUAUGUUUUAUAGAUGCAGCAGGAAAGAAGUUUGUUCGAAAGCUGGCGUCCGGGGGUAACUGAAUUAUCAUAGAAUUAUGCUUCACUAUGAUUAGUUUUACAACCCUAGUUAAUUAAUCUUUUCGAAACGGAAACGCAUUUUGGAAUUUCGGUUGACAUUUCAUGAGUUAGCCCACCUACUGAGGUCAGUGGCGCGCCUAGGCUCUGGCCCAUGCCCCGCCGGCCACCUGCACCCGAUGCCACCUCUAGUCUUCUCGCUUCGGUCACGAUACCGGACCCAGAAAAGUGAGGGGGAAGAGAGUGUGGUGGACGCAGCCCAAGUGUACUAUCACUACAAACUAGUUCACGUGCAAGUUACCGUCCUACACUGCUGUGGGGCACACGGUGGGCCUCCUCGAGAACGACCGUCGAAAGGUUGACUUCGUCACUGGAAACAGACUCAUCCCCCCCCCCCACUUACCUAAUUACCCGGUCCAAGCAAGAUUUCGGCACUGGAUAGGGCGGGGAAAAGAUCAUUGCGAUUGUGGGUGAACUGGGGGCUGCAGAAACAUGACUGAAACGGCUUGUGACUCAUGGAGUUGUCGCGCUCUGGGGGAUUUCAGCCUCGUCGAACCUGGGAGUACAGUAAGUGGGCUAACUCAUGAAAUCUCAACAGAAAUUUCGAAAUGCGUUUUCGUUUCGAAAAGAUAAAUGAAGUAGGGAUGUAAAACCGAUCACCGUGCAGUAUAAUUCUAUAAUAUUUCAGUUACCUCAGGAUUCCGGCUUUCGAAUGAACUUCCUUGCGGCUGCAUCCAAAAACCAUACUCCGUAAAAAAUGACUACGUAGGUAGCAUGCAUUUUUUCAUUGAUUUCCGCUGCCAUUAAAGAUUUGAUUAUAUUUCAUAGAAAACAUUCAUAAAAAUAUUCAUUAUUUUGCUGAUUCAGUAGACAAUUACGUCUCCUUUCAAUUUUAUACUCGAAGAAGGAGUAUAAUUUGGUUUUAUAAAACUUUUUUCAAUUCCCGAAUAAUUUUAAGCCCGACCUGCCGUCACACUUGCAUUCAGGGUUCCCAAACUACAAGCCGUAUAAUUUCCGCGUACGGAAAACCAUACAUUCCUCUACCGUAUUAAGAGGGAACCAUAUGGGGUUCAUAAAAUUUGGCAGUGGAUUUGAACCACAUUGUUACCUUUACAAGCCACACUGGUAACUGCAGAGACAUGACGUUAUAUGAACGUGCAUUUCACGGUCUUAAAAAUCUCACAAUUAGAAACUUUUUCAAAACCGAAUUAUAGCCUUCCGUUGAGUAUAAAAUUUGAAGAAGUAAUUUACUAUCAAAUGAGAAAGGGAGUGAAUAUUUUUGUGGAUAUUUUCCAUGAAAUAUAAUUGAAUCUUUAAGGGCAUUGAAAAUCAAUGAAAAAACACGUGCUACUCAAGUAGUUAAUUUUUACGAGUAUGGUUUUUAGAUGCAGUCGGAAAGACGUUUGUUCGAAAGCCGGCGUCCUGGGGUAACUGAAUUAUGAUAGAAUUAUGGUGCACGAUGAUUGGUUUUACAUCCCUACUUAAUUUAUCUUUGCGAAACGAAAACGCAUUUCGGGAUUUCGGUUGCCCUUUCAUGAGUUAGCCCACCUACUGUAUAGCGGAGUCCUGUCAGAUGGCGUUUUCCCUCCCACCGCUGAUGUCUCUCCGGAGUAAUCUUCGUGUUCCUCCUGCACAGUUGUUCCACCUUCAACUGCGCCAGACUGCCGAACGACUCCAGGCGCCGUCAGUGGCGUUUCUUAUGAUGUCUCUCCACGCGUGGGGACUUAAGGGGGCGGAUCUGCUGGACUCGUCGCACUCAGCUAAGACCAGAUAAACUUUUGCCCAAGAACCAUCUCCAUGCCUCAACAGGGCACGUCAAGCCACCUUUGAACUGACCUGUUCGUCAUCUCUAGUUUGAGAACGACAACAAUUCAUACGACGCGCGCCAGUUAACGCGCCCAAAAUAAUCUUGACCGAACUUCUUUGGUGGCACGGGAUAUUCUUGCAGGGGUUUUGCAGCACAUGUCAGAGGAAGCCUGCACACUUCACCCUGGGUCCUUUUCAGGCAAAGGUGGGUGAAAACCCCCGAUGUUCUGACUGGGAAGAUGCCCUCCACUCGUGGAUCGCAGUUACCGCUGAGACAUCGCCACGAGUCUAUUGAGACCUUUAAAAGCCCACAGAAACCAAUCAGCCACCAUCUACUCGAGCCAUUCUUCUUUUAUUAUUCAUUCGUUCUGGCAACAACUUUGUGUCGAGCUAGUUGAAUUUUCUGAACGUCUACCUUUUGCAAGUCUUGUUCAAACUAUGCAUAAGAGGUGCACUGUCUAGCUCGAUCUCUAAGUAUUACACCAUGCAACCGAAGUAAUCCAAACAACAGGACUUCGUAGCCCUAGCCUUGCUGGUGGUUUCCGACUGACCUACUAUCUGACUCUGGGGAGGGAGGGAAACCGGUCAUUCGGAAUGUAUUGCAUCGUUUUCAUGGAACCAGGCUGGCUAAUUUUACUCGAAUACGGCUACCAGCACAGGUAAAGGUAAGUUGAAUAACUGACGAUAUGCGUUGAGGUCAGUGUUCUGACGUAUUCGGAGCCGUCAGAAGAGUCCCAUCCUAUUCCUGCAUGUGCACCGACGGUUGUUAGAAUUUUUGAACAAGAAGCCAUCGAUGGGGUUGCUUAGCUUCAAAUUGGCCACUGGGGGGAGGGGCAUAAACGGUUACAGGGGCGGAGUCGAGGUUGGUGACGAAGUAAUGCCUGUUGCAGUUGGUGGCAGCUUACGUGAACUCGGGUUUCGCAGUUGUGACACCGAAGAGUCCAUAUUUUUUCAUUUAUAGACGCUGCAGGUAUAGGCAAGCCAGGCUGGUUCCCCCAUUGUUAGGUCGGUUUCUGGGGGGUUGGUAUUGCGUAGCUUCUUAGAUUUGGAUGUUUUGACUCGCGGGGGUAGCCUCGACCAAUAUACCCACUGAUCUGUGUCGAAAGGGACUAUUACUCGAAGGCUCGCAGCAUAGUAGUCAUUUGAACUGCUGGGUUGCCUCGCGAGCCAGUUCGUGAUUCUGCAUUGAGGGCGUAUGGAACACGCGUUGUUGUUGUCGUCGUCAUGUUGGACUUUGAUCUGUACAAGGUGUUAUUGCUCUUUUUUCCUGCAUUCCCGCUGCCAGACUGCGGACUCCGCCUUCUACGCGCAUCAGCUGGCUGUGAAACGACGCCACAAUGAGAAUUUACACAAAGAACUCGUGGCUGCCCAGAGGGCAGAGGCGCUCGCCGCGCAAAGGGCCCUCAAAUCGCGGAACGCUGUCCUCCACCAACUGGUUGAGGUGAGUGCACACAGUCACCUAGGGCAAGAAUGAGGAGGAGGGGGGGGGACUGUGUGUAGACCACCGGCCCACCUGCUCAGCCUCUGUCAAGUUUGUUGUCCCCCUGCCCCCCCCCCCACCUCUGUUGUUUUCGUCGUGGUUACGAGAAUGUACCUGCCGAGACUUUUUUACAGGAGGGCAGCCGCAAUGAUGCGGAGGUCUGCUUGCUGCAGCAAAAACGCGAUGCCCGACGGCAGGAACUGCUCUCCAGCCUGCGUGACGCGGAAUCGCAUGCAGACGAGUUGAUUCGACGUCUGUCUGCGGCCAACGAGGCGGCAUGCAAACGCGAGGCCGAGUGGGAAGCCGAGCAAACGGAGGUGCUGAACCAUAACCUCGCCACUGGUCUGUCUCAGAGCACCCGACUGGCCAUACUUGGUGCGUGCCAGAUGCGCUUACCGCCCAUUUUAGCUCUCUUUUUCGUCCUUGUGCAUAUAAAUACGCGAUAGCUCAUCUGUCGUGGUUGACGAUGACCAUCUGCCUUCAAAACGGGUCACGUGGCAGAUGUGCUGGACCAACACGGGGACCAUAUUGGAUUCUGGCAGGCGUUAUCGGAUUGCACACCAUAACAAAUGCCAGUAUUUCGGAGUGCGGUGGCAGACCCGGUUGCCGGCAUACGUCGCGCACACUGGACACUUGCCAUCCCCCAUUGUUUUUGUUGGUCAAAAACCUGGUCAUUUGUUGUGUGGCCCAGGGGGUGUGGGGAAUGGAGCGCCAAGAUGCGGGCUAGACCGUGACAUUCAGCUGCGCCCUCUCCCGCCCCCGGUUUUCUUGACUUUGUCUUGACACCGGGUCCAGGUGGGGGAGGAGAGAGUGCGGUAGAUGCUGUGCAUGUCUACAUUCGCAUAUGUCACCGUCCCUGCUCUCACCGUGCUGUGAAGCACAUAGUGGACAUCGUCGACAACUACGGUCGAACUGUCGCAUCACAUAUCACACGCACAUCUUCACCAUCAACCUCAUCACUAUCAUUGUCAUUGUUAUCAUAGACACUGAUAGUCUGAACGUCUCAAGAUAUGAGGUCCAUCAUUGUCCCUAGGGCACUGCGGGGACAUGCGUCUGAAUUUGAUCGACGUACCUACUUCAUUCUGUAUUUCCGAAUCUAUCUCUCCCUCCACUAAGACGACAAAAUCAGAGCGACGGGAUGAGGGUGUGCGCAUAAUGACUGACAAAAUCAACCAGCCCGUCUGGACGGGCCACACACGACCUCAUCCCCAACUCCCCGCGGAUCCGGUUUCAAGAACAGAGGGACGCAUUAAGGAGGACCCAUUGCGAUCUGACCCUCGUCACUUGGCAGCCAUGCAGGUCACGGACUUUGGCGCGUCAGAUUUAUUUUAGGGAGGUAGGACUCCUGUCAUUUUCGACGUUAAAAACCAUGACACUGGGAUUGGCACACGAGUGAUGGGCGGUGCUCUAGUGUGUGCACAUAGAACACAACAGAGCCAUUCGGUGAUUGAAUGUUUGAGGACAGUGUGAACACAAGUGAUGUUGAUAUUUUACUGCUCAUUUUGCGCAUUCCUAUAGGACUGACCAAGCCACCAAGAUAUGCCUGAGUGUGCUUCUGCAGCGUGAGCACGGAAGGUGGACUUGACUGGUGUUAGUCGGCUCUUCAGACGCUGAUUCUCCAGCCGUGUCACCAGGGAUUUGCCGAUGUCCAAACAGAGCGAGAUAUUGUUGGCACGUGCGACCACGAUUGCAACAAGUUGAUGCUGUGUCAGCACUGUUGGCCAUGUCGCCAUUUCGGUGGUUGCGAAGGUAUUUGAAAGCAGAAUAAAGGAACAAAAACGUGCCAUUACAGAGAGAGAGAGAACAGGUGAAAGUGGUCUCACCGAUGAUACUGUUUUGUUUCGUGGGGAGGUUAAUUGGUUGCACUGCAGCUAAUCCGAAAACAGUCAGCAAGACUAAUCCGGACCUUGAAAGUGAGCUAACAGUGGUCCAACGUAUUAGCAGCGUUGUUCUCACGCCUGUUCCUUCGCCUUUUCCUCUGCCAUUCGCCACGUCCGUCAGUUGUAUACAAGCGCCCCCUUGGGCCCUUUGUUGGUUGGGUAGCACUCGUAGGAGGUCCUCGAGGUGACCCUGUAGCGCCUGUUUGUCCACCUUGCCUGCGAACAACCCUAGCGAAGAGUCACUCCGACAUGUCGUCGUCUGUCAACCUGACAGUGUGACCUCUCUAUCGGAGUUGAGCCUGGUUCAACAUGGCCUAGGUGCUCAGUCGCCUUAUGGACCUGGGUACUCGGGAUCUCUUCCUACCACUCCCUCUCUGUUUUUUCUUGCGGACAGCCUGACCGGAAGCUAUCUGGUUUACUCGCCUGGCCUUGACAAGCAGUUCUGGUCUUUACGCUAUCUGAGGACGUUUUCAGAAUGAUAUUCCUGCAAAUACAGUGCGUGACCGAUCUCAUGAAAUGUUGGCCAAAAUUCUGGAAUGCGUUUCCGAUUAGGAAGGAUUACUUAAGUGGAGUUUUUAUACCGAUUAGCAUACAGCAUAGCCCUAUAACAUUUCGGACUCGCCUGGAUGUCGGCUUUUGAAUGCACUUCUUUUUGACCUCCUGCAGAAACCACACUCGGUAAAAAAUGACUACUUAAGUAACAUGCAUUUUCCACAUUGAUUUUCGACGGUCUCAUAAAUUCAAAUAUAUUUUACAGAAGACAUGCACAAAAUAAGCUUUGUUUUGCUCAUUCGGUAGGAAAUCACAUUAUCCUCAUAUUUUACGCCCGAAGAAAGUACAUAUUUAGGCCUUACAAAAGUUUUUCAAUUCCCGAUUAAUUUUCAGCCUGAUCUGCCAUUGCAUCAGCGUUUAGCAAUUUCAGUCUACAAGAUGCAUGCUUUCCGCAUAAGGAAAAUCAUAUAUUCCUCAAUGUCUUUAAGAAGAUACCACAUAGAGUUCAUGAAAUUGUACAAUGGAUCCGGGCUAUGUUGUCCAUUUCAUGAGGAGCAUUAGCAACUGGACAUGUGCUGUCUUGCAUGCAUGGAUAUAGCGCGGUCUUAAAAAUCUCAUAAUUAUAAACUUUUUUAAAACUUUUUUAUAAACUCUUUUAUAAACGUUUUUUUCUUUGGUCAUAAAAUAUGAAGACAUUGUGAUUUCCUACCGAAUGAGCAAAACAAAGCUUAUUUUGUGCAUGUCUUCUGUAAAAUAUAUUUGAAUUUAUGAGACCAUCGAAAAUCAAUAGAAAAACCGCAUGCUACUUAAGUAGCCAUUUUUUACCGAGUGUGGUUUCUGCAUGAGUUCGAAAAGAAGUCCAUUCAAAAGCCGACAUCCAGGCGAGUCCGAAAUGUUAUAGGGCUAUGCUGUAUGAUAAUCGGUAUAACAACCCCACUUAAGUAAUCCUUCUUAAUCGUAAAAGCAUUCCAGAAUUUUGGCCGACAUUUCAUGAGAUCGGCCAUGCACUGUACUCAUCUUGGUAUUGAAAAGGUUGCCACAGUCAUCUCUGAGUGAGCCUUGUGACUUACCGAAAACUUGACACACUCUGGAGAGGAGCGUUGCAAUCUCGAAACUGAUUUUGAUGGUGCUAAUCAGAUAAAAUAAUGCGUCUACCCCUGCGAGACGGUUACUGCGAGUUCAGUUUAUUCGACAGUUGGCGCUGGUUUGUGCAGGACAACCGUGUUGUGCACGUUGAUUGGUAAUUCGAAGUAGGCGCAUGCGGGAGCGACCGUUUCAGAUAUCAUUGUACAGUGGAUGUGCUAUCCCAUGAAGUGUUCACCGAACUUUUAAAUUACGCUCUUGACUCAGAAAUAUUACUUAAGUAGGGUUGUAAUAUUAAUUGCCUUACAGCAUAAUCCCAAGCUAUCUCAGUCACACCAGCAUGCCGGCUUUUGAACGAGCUUAUUUCCGGCCGCUUGCAAAGACUGCACUUCGUAAAAAAUGACUACUUAAGUAGUGUGACCCAUAUUGAUUCUCGAUAUUCCUAUAAAUUCAAGUAUAUUUUAUGGAAAACACGCGUAAAAAUAUACUUUUAUUCAUUCAUUUGGUAGUACGUUGAUCUUUGUUAGAUAUUACACUUGAAGGGAAAGUAUAUUCGGAUAUUUAAAAAGUGUCUAAUUAUGAGACUUUUUAAGACCGUGAAGUGUUCAUUCAUGAAAUAUCGUUAUGCAGUAUGACCCAAAUCCACUUCAAAAUUUUAUGAACCCCAAUUGUCAUUUCCUUAAUAAGAAAAAUCAUACAUUCCUAUAUGCUAUUUGGAAAAUCCACAGAUUUUUUGGCAAAUUUUGAGUAAUUCAUAUUGACCCAACUGUGAAAAACUCGGCACCUCGGUGGGAUUCGAACCCACGCAGUAAGGGGAAGGCUUUAGUACAGCCAACGCUCUAACCACUUGAGCUACGAGGCCCCGCCGGACGACGCGAGUUUAAUCACAUUUGGGUCAUGUUACUCGCCCAAUCUAUUGCAACGUCUGGAAUCCACCAAAUCUGUUACAGUAAGUUGACAUUUUUGAAUUACGUGAGCCUGGGGGAUUCUGGGUGUAAUACCUAGGAAAUCCUCCUUGGACAGUUGCAGUAGGUUGGACGGAUAAACUUGAACCAAAUGCGAUUAAACUCGCGUCGUCCGGCCGGGCCUCGUAGCUCAAGUGGUUAGAGCGUUGCCUGUACUAAAGCCUUCCCCUUACUGCGUCUUUUCGAAUCCCACCGAGGCGCCGAGUUUUUUACAGUUGGGUCAAUAUGAAGUAGUCAAAAUCUGCCAAAUUCUGUUGAUUGUUCUAAUAGCGUAUAGAAAUGUAUGAUUUUCCUUAUACGGAAAAUAUACAGCUUGUAGUUUGGAGACCCUGAAUGCAGGUGUAACAGCAGGUCAGGUUAAAAUUCAUUUGCGAAUUGAAUAGUUUUAAAAAAAAAUAAACAACCGAGUUGUACUCUUUCUUUAAAUAAGAAAUCUUAUUGAGAUGUAAUUCACUAACAGAUAGGUAGAAGAACGAACUGAAGCACUGUUUUCUCGGAAUAAACUUGAACGAGGUAAAGGCGACGCAGCAUGCAGACUUUAAUGCCGCCAUAAAAUGUCGUGACCUCUUAGUCAAUUCCGUACGGUCAUUGCGUAUUUAUAAGGUAAACUGUUCAAUUAGAGGGCUGUCUAGAGGGAUGAAAUUUGAUAUAUAAAUAAACCAUAGACUGGUGAUCUGGUAUGCGACUGCGCAUGGCGAGGGGGAAGGAAGCUAUCCAAACAAGCGAGUUUACAUUACGGUGAAAGCAUGUCAGGCGUGAUUGAAACUUCAACGCGCGGGACAGCAGUCGGGUAGCAGCAUUCUUCGGCCUAAGCCUCCACUCUUUCCCCUUUUCUUGCCUAGACUCAAUGCAGGAGACUCUGCGCGCAUCUGAGGCUGUAAUCGCGAGGCAGAACCGGUCUCGCGAGAAUGCCAAGCAGAAACUGCAUACGGAUAAGGUGGACUCCGAGAAAGCCCUUGCCAAGGUGCUUGCCAGUCGAAGCUUGGACAAGCUAGACCUGACGGCUCGGGUCGCAGAUGAGGUACCAGUCUUGCAUUGUCUUGUAGGAUGCAGGCGGCCCAAUGUUUUAUCAACCACACUACCAACCAGAGGUAGAAUCGAGAACAGCCCAGUAGAGAAUGACUAGGGAGACGAUAACAACAACCACUUGUUGGCCUACUCACCAUUGUCAGCUAUCCAUACCUUUAAUUUAAACUUUCAGUACGUGACCGAUCUCAUGAAAUGUUGGCCAAAAUUCUGGAAUGCGUUUCCGAUUACGAAGGAUUACUUACGUGGAGAUGUUAUACUGAUUAUCAUGCAGCGUAACCCUAUAACAUUUCGGACUCGCCAGGAUGUCGGCUUUUGAAUGCACUUCUUUUUGACCUCCUUCAGGAACCACACUCGGUAAAAAAUAACUACUUAAGUGACACACAUUUUUCCUAUUGAUUUUCGAUGGUCUUAUAAAUUCAAAUAUAUUUUAUAGAGGACAUGCACAAAAUAUGCUUUCUUUUGCUCAUUUGGUAGAAAAUCAGCAAAGGGGUAAAAGAAAGCAUAUUUUUGCGCAUGCUUUCUGCAAAAUAUAUUUGAAUUUAUAAGACCACCGAAAAUCAAUGCGAAAAAUGCGUGCUACAUAAGUAGUCAUUGUUUACCAAGUGCGGUUUUUACAGGAGGUCAAAAAGAAGUGCGUUCAAAAUCCGACAUCCUGGCGAGUCCUAGCUGCUAUAGGAUUAUGUCGCAUAUUAAUCAAUAUUACAACCCCCGCCAAGUAAUCCCUCCCAAUCGAAACCGCAUUCCACAAUUUCAGCCAAUAUUUUAUGAGAUCGGUCACUCACUGUAUGUACGAGUAGAUAGGAGGAAAACCAAUCGCGCUGCGGUACCAUUUAUCUUUCUGAGCUUUCAAAUUAAUGCAGAAGUCCAUCGCCAGAGAUAAAAGCAGUAACAGAACAGGCGACAGUUAUAGGGGAUAUUAGCCAAUCAACGAGUGAUUCUGCAGGUCUGCAGGUGCAAGACUGUACGCCAACGGCCGAUCGAUGCAUCUAGUUGACCCCGGAUGAGAACUUAUUCAAUCAAUUUAUCGAUCUGGCGCCGGCAUACAUAGCCUUAGACAGUCAUCUCCAGACCUGCAGCACUGGUCGUGGAUUGGCAAAUAUUCCUCGUAACUGUCGCCCGUUCUAUUGCUUCUUUUAUCUCUGACGAUGAACUUUUGCAUUAGUUCAGGAGUUAAGAAAAAUGAACAAAUGGAUUUGCUGCCCGACCAAUCUUCCUUCUCCUUGCUUUUGUCCAUUUUGUGCUUAACCGCUCAAUCGUUUUGAUCUAUAGGACUCUAAGCGAGUUAAUUAAGCUAUCAGGCAGAGAAUACACUGUCAGAUGAAAAGUAACUGAAAAGAGGCAAGCAAAACUUGAUCUCUCUAAUCGUUUUGUGUUCUAGGAGGCCGAACAAAAAGAGGCCUUUAGACGGCUACAACAGCUCAGGGAUAUGCAAAGUCAGCGCAUCAUUCAGGAGAUCAGGCUGGUCGAACAAGAACUCUGUCGUCUGACGCAGGCUGAGCAGGAACGGAAGCGGGCCUCCUCCCAGCUGACCGUCUCCACACUUGCCGAGCAGCGCGGCAAACUCCUGCAGCUGCUACAAAGCCUGCAGAAGGCCAAAGAACGUCGGGAGACGGAGUUACAGAACCGUCUGGUAGGGCGGCCUUUCCUUUUUCAGCCAGCAAGCACUGUCUCCCAGACCACAUUUAAUAGCGGAUUUUUUAGUGCGCUUUUAUUUGUGACAAUAAUUGUCCCUCUUCCCGUUAUCCUAGGUGGAGUUAGAAGCACGCAAACUCCGCGACCAGACCGACUACUGGCUUGUGCAAUACCAGAGGCUAAUGGACAAGAAACCGACGGCCCUGCUUAGUGUGAGUUUCCAUCUUUUUAGGUAACCAUGUGGUGUGUGACAAGUAGGCUUUUCUGUCCUUCAAGUGCAGCGCGCCCGGCCGUUCCUCUGCCCUAUAAAUGUCAUAAAUUAUGCCUACUUACAAGUUUUACGUAGCACUUUCACGCAGCAUUUAAACAGGAGGCCGCUACUCUGAGCCUCGUCUUUUUAGCCUGUCUGUUGGUGAAGAAUGGAACCAUGAUUUUUAUAGUCCGUGGGAGGGAUUCGGACAAAAAGCUAGUCCUUAAACAACCAGUAGAGCCACAAAGAUUGGCUUAUACUGUUUCCUUCCUAUUCCUGUACCGUGACUAAGCCUAAGAAUUUAAUAAUUACACAUACACCACCCCCCGGGUUAGAUAAUGGGUCUCCCUGCUAUGCCUUUAUGUUGGGCUUCCAUAUGAAAAAAGCAGACAUUUUCCCGAAAGUAGUUGGGUUUUUGCUUUUUUAAAAAAUAUAUUCUGAGUACCGUUUUAUUUUAAUGAAACAGACUGUGAUCGCAGAAACGUUUAUUCUAAAAUCUCUGUAGGAAGGAAAAGUGGACAAUGGCGGAGAAAUCAGUGCCGAAAUAUGGCAGGAAAUUCCUCGACCCGUUAGCCAACUGUGGACAGCGCCGAGUUUUUCACAGUUGGGUCAAUAGGAAUUAUUCAAAAUCUGCCAAAAUACCUAUGAAUUAAGUGAGCCUGGUAGUCAUCUGGUGGGUUCUAGGUGAAUUACUUAGGAAAUCCUGCUUGGGCAGUCAACUUACCGUAUCAGAUUUGGUGGAUUCCAGACGUUGCAGUAGGUUGGGCGGGUAAACUUGACCCAAAUGUGAUUAAACUCGAGUCGUCUGGCGGGGCCUCGUAGCUCGAGUGGUUAGAGCGUUGGCUGUACUAAGGCCUUCACAUAUUUAUAUGCCAUUGGAUGUUGUAAUGUGAAACCUAGAGUUAAGGUGGUGCCUUUUAUAGCCUAUCAUCCCCAUGCCGUUUAUCACCUUGAACGCUACAUUUUUGAUAGACUUCGCAAAGGUCUAUAGCAUCUCAAAUAUUAUGUACAGUCGAAUAAGAGGUCUUGGGAUUUAAUGUGUCAUUUGAAUUCCACUUCCGUUACAAUUUUCGAUGUGAUCAGGUUUGUUCUGAAUAAAGGAAACCUGUUUAAAAACAAGAAACCCGUUUUGCCGAUUAUUUUAAACACUGCACAUUCAUUUCAAAAAGUUUAUAACUUAACCCUAGCAUCAUUCCUUCCGACAGAAGUCCUUACUGAUUGCUGCGAAGACGUCAGCAGUUUCUUAGAUUGAUUCAUCUUCCCCAGUUUUUUGGUUUUAUGCUAUUAACUUAUCUAAAAUUGUUCAUGUCCGUCUCGAAAUUAGCAGAGGGUUUUAUUAACCUCCUGGACAUAAGCUACAAAUAGGCAGAAUGGCAUUACCGACAAAGACAAGGGAGACUUUGUCGGUAAUGCCAUUCUGCCUUUAUCAUGCGCCGCUGUGCGGCUGCUGGUUGGGCUGGAGUGAGAGCCCGUAAGGCACAACGGAACGAGUGAGUUCCGUAAGAACGAUCGGUGAGCGCCCCCUACUAUUAUAAGCUACAAAGUUGACAUGUUCCAAUCGAUACAUAUGGGAGUCUAUAGCAACAUUUGGUCCGUGGCUUCUAGCCCACCCGAAAGUCUAGAAGACAGCUGAGGACUGCACACAUGUCCUUUUAGAAUCGGCCCCGGCAGUCACUGAUUCGGGUAAUUUUUAUCCAGCCUUGAUCACUUCCCAUCAAUGCUGCAAAUAGGAAACUUCACUUCAAGAAACUGGGUUAUUGAUGAGCAGCGCUUAAUUUCACCGCCUGCUGUACUUUUCCACCCAUUUCCUGUGUGCACAGGAGCAACUUAUUGAUCCCGAUGUGUACAAGAUCCUUGAAGCCGCCGAUGCUAUGGACUAUGCUGCUAACUUCGAGUACCAUCGCAUCACCUCUGACAUGCUGCUGUCCUUCACUGAUGCUGAUCUGGUUCAGGUACCUUGUUGCCUUCUUUUUCUCUGA
Messenger RNA from Spirometra erinaceieuropaei, 23641 nucleotides. The record is from the annotation of a GenBank genome assembly. NCBI's taxonomy places the organism in Eukaryota, Metazoa, Platyhelminthes, Cestoda, Diphyllobothriidea, Diphyllobothriidae.